This is a messenger RNA of Galleria mellonella (greater wax moth), 1138 nucleotides long. It is a transcript of the gene Taf11, whose product is annotated as transcription initiation factor TFIID subunit 11. The record is from RefSeq and is a predicted model, not a curated record. Lineage: Eukaryota; Metazoa; Arthropoda; Insecta; Lepidoptera; Pyralidae. The coding region runs from base 161 to 1096 and encodes 311 amino acids. Gene Ontology annotation, molecular function: transcription coactivator activity; protein heterodimerization activity. Gene Ontology annotation, biological process: RNA polymerase II preinitiation complex assembly; transcription initiation at RNA polymerase II promoter. Gene Ontology annotation, cellular component: nucleus; transcription factor TFIID complex. The transcript is spliced from 5 exons.
CUGACAGUGACAGUGACAGUACAGGACAUUUGAAAUGCUCUAAUUAUAUUCUCCUGUAGAAUGUUUGCUUCAAAAUAUGCUUUUUUAGUUAUUGAGAUAUUUUUUUUAUAAUCUUAUGUGUAUUUCCACAAUAACACUGUUUGUUUAAUAAUACAAAAAUAUGGAUAUUCCGAGUAGCGAUGGCCUUUCCGAGGCAGAACGAUUGAGAGAAGAAGAAUUGGCACAAGAAUUGGAACACAGUGACUCCAUUGAAGAUGAUUCUCAAGAAAUAUCCUUAGAAAUAGAAGAAAAAUUAUUAAAAGAUGAACCAGAAUAUACAACAUUGGUAAACUAUGGUGAAAGUGUUCCAACCACAAAUGUGGAAAGUGAAAUUGUAGAAACAUAUUCAGAUAGUUCUCAGAAUGUGGAAACAGUACAUCGAGCAGAUGAACUUGGCAAUAUCUACACAGACAAUCCUGAUAAUUUCAUAAGUUCACAACCAGACACACUGACUGAUGUAACUGAUCAGUAUGAGCCAUACAUCAAUGAUUAUACAUAUGACACAUCACACCUUAUUGAACAACCUCAAACAGAAAAUGUUGAAGAUAGGUUUAAUUUAAAUACAGCAGAACAAAAGAACAGCAUUGUGAUCCCAGAUAUUAACGAAUUUCAGCAAAGUGAACCAACACCAAACAAUAGUUAUGAGUCACAAAUGACAGAAGAGAUGCUCAUGAGUGAACGAGAGAGAGAGAAGAAAAGUAAAAAGGAACUGGAAGAAGAGGAAAGGGAGAAAAUGCAAGUAUUAGUCUCAAAUUUCACAGAAGAACAACUGGACAGAUAUGAAAUGUACCGUCGAGCAGCAUUUCCUAAAGCAGCUGUUAAGCGCUUGAUGCAAACUAUAACCGGUUGCUCUGUUGGACAGAAUGUUGUCAUUGCCAUGUCUGGUAUUGCCAAAGUGUUUGUAGGUGAAGUUGUUGAAGAAGCUCUAGAAGUAUUGGAGAAAUCUGGAGAACCUGGUCCCUUACAACCCAAGCAUCUCAGGGAAGCAUUGCGUAGACUCAGAAUGAAAGGUGUCAUACCAACAAGAAAAGCUCACCGGAGUAUGUUCAGGCUUUAGUAUUGAUAAUAAUUAUACAGAUAAUAAUUAAAUAUAUCAUUA